AUGGCUAGUGGCGAUUCUUCAACCUUAUCUAAACAAAAUAUGACGUUUGCACGUUCGAGAAUACCAGUUGUUGGAGCUUUCAUAGAUUAUGUGAACACGAGUAUUGAUUAUUUGCGAAGUAAAUCCUUUGUGGCAUCUGAGCGGCUGCAGGCGAGUUCUUCCAAGCACACCUUAUCUGCGACAUUUGUAGCUUUUGUUUGCUUUUCAUUGGGCGUUGUGAGCAAUGUGAAGUUCGAAGUGGUUACCUUCGAUGAGGAGCCGUUACCGAAUGAUUUACACUUUAUGUUAAUGAGCAAGGAUGAUAAACUUUACAUCAACGAUAUUGAUUCUUCUCGUUAG
Messenger RNA from Leptosia nina, 339 nucleotides. The record is from the annotation of a GenBank genome assembly. NCBI's taxonomy places the organism in Eukaryota, Metazoa, Arthropoda, Insecta, Lepidoptera, Pieridae.